CAAUUCUUGGAUAUCAUAAACGCUCAUAAGAUCAUAAUUCACAACCCUCUCCUUCUUUACUAGGUGUUAAGUCUAAUUUCGUGCUAAAAGAUAUGGGAAAGCUAGCAAUCCAAUUGUUGUCUUUCCCAUUCUUUAUCUCUCUUCUGUUGCUUACCCUCCCAACAGGAUCUCUCCAAGUUGUGGAUGAAAAAGAGUUUGAUUAUGGUGAAAGGGGUCCUGAUCGAUGGGGAGAACUUGAUCCAGAAUGGAGCACAUGUAGUACUGGAUCGAUGCAGUCACCCAUUAAUUUGCAAGAUGAAAAAGCUGAAGAAGUUUCCUAUUUAGGGAAACUUAACAGAACUUAUAAGCCUUCCAAUGCCACUCUGAAGAAUAGUGGCCAUGAUAUGGAGUUGGAAUGGGAAAAUGGCGCAGGAACUUUAGAAAUAAAUGGAAUUGAAUAUGUUCUCAAACAGUGUCACUGGCACACGCCUUCUGAGCACACCAUCGAUAGCAGGAAUUUUUCUCUAGAGCUGCAUAUGGUUCAUGAGAGUCAAGAUGGAAAGAUUGCUGUGGUUGGGAUUUUGUACACAAUAGGAAGUCCAGACUCUUUCUUGUCAUCUCUCACAGAACAUUUAAGAUUGGUAGCUGGCCCCAAAGAAGCAGAGACAGUGGUGGGUAUUGUUAAUCCAAACUACAUCGAGACAGGCACAAAGUAUUAUAGAUACAUGGGAUCUCUUACAACUCCUCCUUGCACAGAAAAUGUCACCUGGACUGUUAUCAAAAAGGUAAGGACUGUCACCAUUGAACAAGUGGGAUUGCUUCGCGUAGCAGUUCAUUAUGAAUCUGGCACAAAUGCAAGACCAAUCCAACCAACAAAUGGACGCUUAGUGCAACUUUAUGAUCCAGAUGAAGAUGAAGAUGAACAUGAAGAUGAAGAUGAUUGAAAUCUUUGGUUUAUUCAAUUUACUUGUUAUUAAUAUUAAAUAAAAGGGGAGCUGUUCCCCUUGCCAUUAUUUCUUAAUUUCCUUCGUUCCUCAUUCUUGUUGGUUGUACUUGGUUAUAAUUCUGGAUUUCAUAAUAAUAAUAUUAAUAACAUUAAUAUUAAUACUAA
Messenger RNA from Hevea brasiliensis (rubber tree), 1090 nucleotides. Its product is annotated as alpha carbonic anhydrase 7. Gene Ontology annotation, molecular function: carbonate dehydratase activity; zinc ion binding. The record is from RefSeq and is a predicted model, not a curated record. The transcript is spliced from 6 exons. The coding region runs from base 93 to 923 and encodes 276 amino acids. NCBI's taxonomy places the organism in Eukaryota, Viridiplantae, Streptophyta, Magnoliopsida, Malpighiales, Euphorbiaceae.